Messenger RNA from Colletotrichum karsti, 915 nucleotides. RefSeq names its product NmrA family protein. The coding region runs from base 1 to 915 and encodes 304 amino acids. The transcript is spliced from 3 exons. Lineage: Eukaryota; Fungi; Ascomycota; Sordariomycetes; Glomerellales; Glomerellaceae. The record is from RefSeq and is a predicted model, not a curated record.
AUGACUUGCACAUUUACCAUUGUUCCCGCCUCGACCCAGGCCGCAAAGGAGACGAUCCGGAUCCUUCUCAGCGAUGCCUCAAAGCCCCGUGUACGCGCCAUCUAUCGCGACCCCUCCAAGGCGCCGACCGAGUUCACGAGCAACUCAAACUUCACCGCCCUCCAAGGAGACGUCACAACGGGAAAGGGUCUCGAUUUCAUCGGGUCAGACGCCGUAUUCUACAUUCCGCCACCCUUCUUCGACCCAGGCGACCAAACCCUCGCCGACCUCGCAGCUGCCGCGGCGAAUCACGUCAAACAGGCGCUCGAGAAAGCGCCUUCCGUGAAGAGGCUCUUGCUCUUCUCAUCGAUGGGAGCCGAGAACGACCAUGGUAUCGGCAUCUUGAAAAUCAACCACAUCUCGGACAAGAUCCUCAAGACCGCGGCACCCGAGGUCGUCAUCGUCAAGCCCGGCUACUUCCAGGAGAACUGGGCCCGCGCCUUCGAGACGGCCAGGGCCGAGCAUGCCUUCUUCGACUCCCCUCUGAGCCCGAUCGACAACGCGCUUCCCAUGGUCAGCAUCAAAGACGUCGGUCGAGUCUGUGCCCGCAAGCUUUUGGAGUUGUCGGUCCCGUUGCCGGAGCGCACGUACUUCUUCGAGCUGUUCGGUCCCCGGCACUACAGCGUUCGGGAUGUGCAGCUGGCCGUCGAGGAGAUCGUUGGCAAGAAGGUCGACGUGGUGCUUAUUGAGAAGGAGAAGCUUGGCGAGUACUUCGCCGGCAUGGAGGUGCCGGAGAGUGUCGUGAGGGAAAUGGUUGAAUUUACGACGGCGGCGUUGCCCGGUGGGGUCAUGUACCAGAAGUUCGACGGGGAUGAGCGGACUGUUCGGGGCGAGGUGGAGCUUGUUGAUGCACUGCGCGCUGUUUACACGGCGUAA